UGUGAUGUAAGGGAUAGAAAGAGAAAGAGAAAGAGAAGGGGGGGGUAGGUGUGGGAUUGACCAAACCCCCUUCACGCAUACACCAUCCCCUCAAGACUUGCCAUGUUCCUUUUACUCUUCCAAUUACAAAGGCCACUUGCAAACUCCAACUAAUAUUUAAGCCCUUCAACCCCCUCCCAUUCUUCCCUCAGCUUGAGGUUCCCUUCUUCAAAGAGAACACCAAGCUUAAGCUAGACCUAAUAGUACCCAACUACGUUUAACUCCCAUUUCAAUCCCAUUCUUUCUUCUUAAUUACUCUCAAGUCCCUUAAUAAUGCAGACCCUCAGUCCUCCCUCUUCCAAUACUCUUAACUAUCUUAACCGGGCGCGUCCCACCGUUAUUCGGGUAACUCCGACCCGAAUUAUCAUCAAAUGUGGUUACGGUUUAGAAUCCGCGAGUUUCUCUCAUGGAUUCGGAUCCACCAGAACAGACUGGCAAAGCUCUUGUGCUAUCUUGGCCAGUAAAGUCGUUUCGCAGCAGGAAGGUUCUCCCGCCGGCGAUAACAACGGCGGUGGUGCCGACCAUGUCGGCGCCGUCAACGGCCACAAAGGUGCCGUAACGGAUCUCAACCUAGUCCCCAUCGGAAAACUCGACGGCAACAACAAACCACUUCCGCCUAAGCCACUGACCAUCUCCGACCUCUCGCCGGCUCCGAUGCACGGCUCUCAGCUGCGCGUGGCGUACCAGGGAGUUCCCGGCGCGUACUCGGAGGCCGCCGCCGGCAAGGCGUAUCCGAACGGCGAAGCCAUCCCGUGCGACCAGUUCGAGGUGGCGUUCCAAGCGGUAGAGCUCUGGAUCGCCGAUCGUGCAGUUCUUCCGGUGGAAAACUCCCUCGGCGGCUCGAUCCACCGGAACUAUGACCUCCUCCUCCGGCACCGCCUCCACAUCGUCGGCGAGGUUCAGCUUCCGGUUCACCACUGUCUCCUCGCACUCCCAGGGGUCCGAAAAGAGUACUUGACCCGCGUAAUCUCGCAUCCGCAAGCUCUAGCUCAGUGCGAGCACACGCUCACCAAGCUCGGCCUCAGCGUGGCGCGCGAGGCCGUCGACGACACCGCCGGAGCCGCCGAGUUCGUGGCCGCAAACAACCUCCGCGAUACGGCUGCAAUCGCGAGCGCACGCGCGGCGGAACUCUACGGAUUGCAGGUACUCGCAGACGGAAUCCAGGAUGACCCGAGUAACGUGACCCGAUUCGUUAUGCUGGCCCGAGAACCCAUAAUUCCACGAACGGAUCGGCCGUUCAAGACGAGUAUAGUGUUCGCACACGAUAAGGGAACUUCCGUAUUGUUUAAAGUGCUUUCAGCGUUUGCUUUUAGGAACAUCAGCUUGACCAAGAUCGAGUCCAGGCCUCAUCGUAGCCGUCCGAUUCGCGUUGUUGAUGAUGAGAGUGAGGGAACCGCGAAGCACUUUGAGUACAUGUUUUAUAUUGAUUUUGAGGCUUCUAUGGCUGAGGUCAGGGCACAAAACGCUCUUGCGGAGGUUCAAGAAUUCACCUCUUUCUUACGAGUGUUGGGGAGUUACCCUAUGGACAUGACACCAUGGAGUCCCUCCUCUUCUUGUCCCCGGGGGGGAGAUUAGCAUUACUUUCACCUCUUUCAAAAUCAAAAUUAAUAUAUGAUUGUGCCAUGUAUAUCAGUCAUUAUGAACUUUCAAUUUGUGAAAAAUGAUAAGAAAAGAACCCAUAUUGUUCCG
This is a messenger RNA of Gastrolobium bilobum, 1728 nucleotides long. RefSeq names its product arogenate dehydratase/prephenate dehydratase 6, chloroplastic-like. Lineage: Eukaryota; Viridiplantae; Streptophyta; Magnoliopsida; Fabales; Fabaceae. The record is from RefSeq and is a predicted model, not a curated record. Bases 313 to 1614 code for a protein of 433 amino acids. Gene Ontology annotation, biological process: L-phenylalanine biosynthetic process. Gene Ontology annotation, molecular function: arogenate dehydratase activity; prephenate dehydratase activity. The transcript has a single exon. Gene Ontology annotation, cellular component: chloroplast; cytoplasm.